Cyclopterus lumpus (lumpfish) is the source of this 1092-nucleotide messenger RNA. Its product is annotated as serine/threonine-protein kinase pim-2-like. The transcript has 6 exons. Bases 1 to 1092 code for a protein of 363 amino acids. Gene Ontology annotation, cellular component: cytoplasm. Gene Ontology annotation, molecular function: ATP binding; protein serine/threonine kinase activity. Gene Ontology annotation, biological process: protein autophosphorylation; regulation of mitotic cell cycle; negative regulation of apoptotic process. NCBI's taxonomy places the organism in Eukaryota, Metazoa, Chordata, Actinopteri, Perciformes, Cyclopteridae. The record is from RefSeq and is a predicted model, not a curated record.
AUGCAACUGGACCCCAGCCCCUACGAAGAUGAGUUGCCGUCCACCUCGGACGACAUUAGUGUUGUUCCUGGACGACUGAAGAGGAAAAGAACGGAAGAUGGGGAAUGCUUACAGAGGGAGAAAAGCAGGAGACUGGAACCCAUCCUGGAGCCCAUCCCCUGUGAAGAUGAGUUGACAUCCAGCUCAGAGGACACUGAAAGCGGAAACGCACCCGAGGCGGCUCUUAGCGAGAGAAGCGCUAAGAGGAAGGCGGUCGCCGAUGACGGACCGGUUCAGAAGAAGAACAGGGUUCUAGACCCGUCAGCCGUGUUUAAGGCCAAGUACCGGCAGCAGAAGAAACUUGGCAAAGGAGGAUUUGGAUGCGUGUAUGCUGGCUUUCGCAGAGAGGAUAAUCUGCCUGUCGCCAUCAAGCAUAUUACCAUAGACGAAGAUCUCCUCCUUCACGAAGACAGUGACGGGAACCAGAUCCCCAUGGAGGUCGCUGUCCUAUACAAACUAGGGGCCGAAUCGGAGCGGCAUUCAGCACACGUUGACCUGCUGGACUGGUACAUUGUGGACGAGAAGCUGAUCCUGGUGCUGGAGAGGCCGAUGCCGGCCGUAGACCUCUCCAACUACAUUGAAACCAAAGGAGGCUACUUGAAGGAAAAGGAAGCCAAGGUUAUAAUUAAGCAGUUGGUGAAUGCAGCCAUUGACCUGCAGGAGAAACACAUUUUCCACCGGGACAUCAAGCCGGAAAAUCUCCUUAUUGAGACCUGCAUGAAGGCGCCGCGAGUUCGCGUCAUCGACUUCGGCCUGAGCUGCUUCGGUAGAGAAGACGACGCCUGUGACACCUUUUAUGGUACUCACGUCCCCCCAGAGUGGUCUAGUCGGGAGGAGUACAAAGCGGGACCAUCGACAGUAUUCCAGAUCGGAGUGGUCCUGUUCUUCAUGCGACACAAGGCAGCAUUUACACCGGAGAUGACCUUUCUGGAGCUGAAUGAGACGAGUUGGCUUUCCACAAAUGGCGAAGAUUUCUUUGAGGCGUGCUUUCAUGCGGACCCGGAUAUUCGUUUCACCCUGGACCAGCUGAAGCAUCACCCGUGGCUGAGAUAG